This is a messenger RNA of Lobosporangium transversale, 972 nucleotides long. RefSeq lists its product as hypothetical. The transcript has 2 exons. The record is from RefSeq and is a predicted model, not a curated record. Gene Ontology annotation, cellular component: cytoplasm. Gene Ontology annotation, molecular function: quinone reductase (NADPH) activity; zinc ion binding. Bases 1 to 972 code for a protein of 323 amino acids. Gene Ontology annotation, biological process: cellular response to oxidative stress. NCBI's taxonomy places the organism in Eukaryota, Fungi, Mortierellomycota, Mortierellomycetes, Mortierellales, Mortierellaceae.
AUGCAUGCAGUUCAGAUUCCAAAACAUGGCGACAGCUCUAUCCUUGCGUGGGUACCCGUCAACAAGCCCACUCCGAAGCCCGAUCAAGUCCUUGUCAAGGUCUCGUAUGCUGGCGUGAACUUCAUUGACACUUAUCAACGUGGCGGACUCUACCCUCAGACCAUGCCCUUCAUUCUUGGGCGUGAGGGAUCUGGUAAGAUCGUCGAGGUUGGUCCUGAAGCCAAAGGUGACUUCAAGGUUGGAGACCGCGUCGCAUUCUUGGGCCCUGGAAGUUACGCUGAAUAUGAUGCAGUUUCUACGACCACCUUGGCAAAGCUGCCCGAUAAUAUCUCUCUGGAGCAGGGUGCAGCUCUUCUCAUCCAGGGAUUGACAGCUUGGUCCUUGGUGCGUCAGGCAUAUAAAGUUGAGAAAGGCGACUGGGUCUUGAUCCAUGCUGCCGCCGGUGGCGUCGGCCUUCUUCUCUGUCAGAUGUGCAAACUUCUAGGAGCCAAUGUCAUUGGCACAACCUCUAAUGAGACCAAGGCUAAACUUGCGAAAGAAAAUGGCGCUGACUAUGUUGUUGACUACUCAAAUGGAUACGAUGCUUUAAUUGAAAAGGUCAAUGAGCUCACGGAUAACAAGGGCGUUCAUGUGGUUCUUGAUGGUGUGGGCGCUGCCACCUUUGACGUGAGUCUGAAGGCUGUUCGUCGUCUUGGAACAGUCAUUUCGUUUGGAAACGCGAGUGGUGCCGUUCCACCGGUGAAUAUUAUGCGUCUAGCAGAGAAGAACAUCCGCCUGAUGCGCCCAACUUUGUUCCAGUACAUUACAACACGUGAAGAGUUUGAUGCUCUGACCACAGACUUGUUCAAAUUAGUGGCGGAGGGCAAGCUCAACUUUGAAAUCCACAAGAUUUACCCUAUCCAGGAUGUCAAGCAGGCUCAUGAUGAUCUGGAAGGACGCAAGACCACCGGAAAGCUCCUUCUUAAAAUUUAA